ACCGGCAGGUGAGCCGCGGAGGCGCGCGUGGUCCCAGCGCCGCGCGGAAGAGGAUGCGGUUGUCAAGGCGACGUGAAUAGGCGGAGAGGACGAAGGGAGGAGGAAGGAUGGGCGGCCUUGGCGUAGCCGCAGGGAGGUGACUGAGCGAGCCCGGCCCCUUGCAUCCUCCCCCUGUGUGCCUCCCUCCCCCGUUUUUCCUCCUCCUGCCAGCAGAAGCAGCCGCCGCAGCACCUGAGCCGCUACUGCCGUUCGCUCAGGACAACGCGAUGGCUGAGCCUGGCCACGGCCACCAUCCCUCUGCCAGAGGCGGGGGAGGAGCUGAGAAGCUCACGUCCCAGCUUCUGUACCUCCUGUUCUGGGCUGGGACCACCUUCCGGGUCACCCAGGGAACUGGACCGGAGCUUCACGCCUGCAAAGAGUCGGAGUACCACUACGAGUACACUGCGUGUGACAGCACGGGCUCCAGGUGGAGGGUCGCUGUGCCACACACACCGGGUCUAUGCACCAGCCUCCCCGAUCCCGUCAAGGGCACCGAGUGCUCUUUCUCUUGCAACGCUGGGGAGUUUCUGGAUAUGAAGGACCAGUCCUGUAAGCCGUGUGCCGAGGGCCGCUACUCCCUGGGCACAGGCAUCCGCUUUGAUGAGUGGGAUGAGCUGCCCCACGGCUUUGCCAGCCUCUCCGCCAACAUGGAGAUUGAGGACAAUACCAUGGAGUCCACUGAGAACUGCACUUCGUCCAAGUGGGUCCCCCGGGGUGACUACAUCGCCUCGAACACGGACGAGUGCACAGCCACACUGAUGUACGCCGUCAGCCUGAAGCAGUCUGGCACCGUGAACUUUGAGUACUACUACCCAGACUCCAGUAUCAUCUUUGAGUUUUUUGUCCAGAAUGAUCAGUGUCAGCCCAACGUGGACGACUCCAGGUGGAUGAAAACCACGGAGAAAGGAUGGGAAUUCCACAGUGUUGAGCUAAAUCGAGGCAAUAAUGUCCUCUACUGGAGAACCACAGCCUUCUCAGUGUGGUCCAAAGUUUCCAACCCUGUGCUGGUGAGAAACAUCGCCAUCACAGGAGUGGCCUAUACCUCUGAAUGCUUCCCCUGCAAGCCGGGCACGUACGCAGCCAAGCAGGGCUCCUCUUUCUGCAAACUUUGCCCAGCCAACUCUUACUCAAAUAAAGGAGAAACGUCUUGCCACCCUUGUGACUCUGACAAAUAUUCAGAAAAAGGAGCCUCUUCCUGCAAAAUGCGCCCAGCCUGCACAGACAAAGAUUAUUUCUACACACACACGGCCUGUGAUGCCAACGGAGAGACGCAGCUCAUGUACAAAUGGGCCCAGCCAAAAAUCUGUGAUGAAGAUGCUGAGGGGGCAGUGAAGCUCCCCGCCUCUGGUGUGAAGAAACGCUGCCCACCCUGCAACCCAGGCUUCUUCAAAACCAGCAACAGCACCUGCGAGCCCUGCCCUUAUGGCACUUACUCCAAUGGCUCUGAUUGUACCCACUGCCCCGCUGGAACGGAGCCCGUCCUCGGAUAUGAAUACAAAUGGUGGAACAUGCUGCCUGCGAACAUGGAGACGACUGUCCUCAGUGGGAUCAACUUUGAAUACAAAGGCCUGACAGGCUGGGAGGUGGCUGGUGAUCACAUAUACACAGCUGUUGGAGCCUCAGACAAUGACUUCAUGAUUCUCACUCUGGUUGUGCCAGGAUUUAGACCCCCACAGUCAGUGACGGCAGACACAGAGAAUAAGGAGAUGGCCAGGAUCACAUUUAUCUUUGAGACCAUCUGCUCCGUGAACUGUGAGCUCUACUUCAUGGUGGGUGUGAAUUCGAGGACCAACACCCCUGUGGAGACGUGGAAAGGUUCCAAAGGCAAGCAGUCCUACACCUACAUCAUUGAGGAGAAUGCCACUAUGAGCUUCACCUGGGCCUUCCAGAGGACCACGCUUCACUACAUAGGCAGAAAGUACACCAACGACGUUGCCAAGAUCUACUCCAUCAAUAUCACAAAUGUCAUGGACGGUGUGGCCUCCUAUUGCCGCCCGUGUGCCCUGGAAGCCUCUGACAUGGGCUCCUCCUGCACCGCUUGUCCUGCUGGUUACUACAUCAACCGAAAUUCUGGAACCUGCCAUCCCUGCCCCCCCAACACCAUCCUGAAAGCUCACCAGCCGUACGGUGCCCAGGCCUGCAUGGCUUGUGGUCCAGGGACCAGGAGCAACCAGGCCCACUCUCUCUGCUAUAAUGAUUGCACCUUCUCACAAAAGAACCCGUCCAGGAGCUUCAGCUACAACUUCUCAGCUUUGGCAAACACGGUCUCUCUGGCUGGAGGGCCAAGCUUCACUUCGAAAGGCCUGAAGUAUUUCCAUCACUUUACCCUGAGUCUCUGUGGAAACCAGGGUAAGAAAAUGUCCGUGUGUGCGGACAACGUCACCGACCUCCGGAUCCCUGAGGGUGAAUCGGGUUUCUCCAAAUCCAUCACGGCCUAUGUUUGCCAGUCAGUCAUCAUCCCCUCCGAGGUGACAGGGUACAAGGCCGGGGUGUCCUCACAGCCUGUCAGCCUUGCUGAUCGCCUUGUGGGGGUGUCAACAGACGUGACUCUGAACGGAAUCACCUCCCCGGCUGAACUCUUCCACCCGGAGACCUUGGGGAUACCAGACGUGAUCUUCUUUUUUAGGUCCAGUGAUGUAACCCAGUCCUGCAGUUCUGGAAGAUCAACCACCAUCCGCCUCAGAUGCAAUCCACUGAAAACUGCUCCUGGAAGCCUGUCAUUACCAAGCAUGUGCUCUGAUGGGACCUGCGACGGCUGUAACUUCCACUUCCUGUGGGAGAGCGUGGCCGCUUGUCCACUUUGCUCGGCUGCUGACUACCACACUUUCGUCAGUAGCUGUGUGGCUGGGAUCCAGAAGACCACUUACGUAUGGCGAGAACCAAAGAUAUGCUCUGGUGGCAUCUCCCUACCUGAGCAGAGAGUCACCAUCUGCAAAAUGAUAGAUUUCUGGCUGAAAGUGGGCAUCUCUGCAGGCACCUGUAGCGCCAUCCUACUCACGGUCCUCACCUGCUACUUUUGGAAGAAGAAUCAAAAACUUGAGUACAAGUACUCCAAGUUAGUGAUGAACGCGACCCUUAAGGACUGCGACCUCCCAGCAGCUGAUAGUUGUGCCAUCAUGGAGGGUGAAGAUGUGGAAGAUGAUCUCAUCUUUACCAGCAAGAAGUCUCUCUUUGGAAAGAUCAAAUCAUUUACCUCCAAGCAGCCAGCUCCUGUCACCAUCUCUCUUUCAGAGGACUCCUGAUGGAUUUGACUCAGUGCCACUGAAGACGUCCUCAGGAGGCCCAGACAUGGACCUGUGAGAGGCACCGCCUGCCUCACCUGCCUCCUCACCUUGGCGUAGCACUUUGCAAGCCUGUGACGAUCUGGGUGCCAGCGUCCUGCAAUACCCACUGCUGGAAAUCUCUUCAUUGUGGCCUUAUCAGAAGAAGUUUGAAUUUCAGAUCUUUGUUUUUUAUAGAGUACCCAAACUUCCCUUUCUGCUUGCCUCAAACCUGCCAAAUAUACCCACACUUUGUAUAUUAUUCCCUUGCUUGCAUCUUGUUUCCUUAGACGGUCCAGCCAGCAGAGCCAUAGCCCCCUCUGCCGUAAUUCUUCUAGCUCUGGAGUGAAAAUAUUUCUCUCUUUAGGAUAAAACUAAGUCACUGGAGGACAGGAACAGCUGGGAGUUUUCCUGGUCAUAUACCGUCAGCUCAUGAUCUCUUUACAGGAAAGACUGGGUGAGUGGGAGGUCGGGAUUCUUAGAAGGUGAUCCUCGAGGAUUCAGCUGAAUUCACUUGUCCAGGGUAGACAGCUCAAACAGAGGGCAAGCUGAGCAAAGCCUGGGACAGAAGAGAAGCACAAACAGGAGAGAAAGAACGGGUUCUUUUGUUUUAUAACCAGGUACCUCAUUUCAUUCUGUUAAGUAAGUAAUAUAUUCUCACUAAAGCCAAAGGAAAAUGUUAUCAAGAAAAUGCCAAAGCCCUGGUGGAUCUAUUCUCUCAGUUAUUUAUUUACUUAUUUUUAUCUCUCUAUGACACUAAAAACACAGGAGGCCGAGCUUUCAAUGGGGCUCCAGCCCACAGUGGCACAGACCUGAGGCAGUCAUGCUGUCUGCUCCUGAGCUCAACUUACCUGCUGAGCCACAGAAUUAAAAACUUCUAGGCUGGCCAGAAAGGAAACUGAACCCCUAGCCCAUACCCCAGCAGCAAAACCAGACCUGUCUUCAGGAGGCAAGAGUAGGGGAGUUUAAUGACGUAUUCACUAAACUGGGGUGCUUCUCACUGCUAAGCUCCUAUCCCGGUGUUUUAUGCAUUCGCAUCUGCUUCGUGCACUAAAAUACUACAAAGAGUUCUGGCCCCCAUUUCUGGCAACAGUCCCUUUGAAAAGUGAAUAGAAUGCGUAUCCUCUCUGCCCCUUUCUCCCUUUCAUUCUAACUAUAGUCUGUAAACUUGAAGUAUCUAGAAUGGUAAAACCACAGCAAGACUUUCAGUUACUUUUUUCUUUCUACUACUGGCAAGUCUCCCUCCUUUAUCAGGCUAGACUAACCUGUCCCAGUUGCCCAUGGUUUGUACCUGUGCCCUUGUUCUAUUGACCAAUUGGUGACCAGAUGGUCAGAAUAGAAUAGAGAGGCAUUUCUGAACAGUUCGUCUGCCAACAAAGUGGUUUUCUCAUCUGAUUAGCUAUCAUUGCCUUGACUUCAGCCUUAUAAAAGUCAGUGAGAAGAGGAGCCCCAUUAUAACUUCUAGCCAUCAACAUCACUGUGGUAGGAAGUCCCUUUGGCUCAGUAAAUCUAGAUGCUGGUCUUGAACUCACUAUGUAGUCCAGGCUAACCCUGAACUCUUAGCAAUCCUCCCUCAACCUCCCUAGUGCUGGGGUUAAUGGCAUGCACCAUCAUGUCUGUCUGGAUGGUUUUCUUGGAUAAACAGCCCUCCCCGCUUUUGUGGUAAUCAGAUUCCCAGAACCAGUGGCCAUGCUGGAAUUUCUCCUGGUGGACGCACAUAUGUACACCUGCAGCCCCGAUCUCCAGCCUUCUGCAGCAUCAGCAACACCUGGGUAUCUGCUUCCUACUAAGUAGCUCCCUUUUCUGACAAAGGCCACACAAGGGCCUUAGACUAUUCCAGAAAAACUUUAUCCCUCUGACUUCUUUAUUCUGCUAUCUUGAAUCUGAAUGUCCCCAGAACAACCUGAAACUUCACUGAUUUUUUUUUCACUGAUUUAGUUAUAGUGCUCUAAGGAUCUCCUUUUUAUGGGGCUGAUUUCUGAAGGAAAGGGGUCAUCCUUUGCUCUCCAAAAAAUUACAUGCUUUAGAUUUUUAAGAGCUUUAUUGAGCUAUAAUUCAUACCAUACAAUUUGUCCCCCUUAAAAUAUACAAUUCAAUGGAUUUAGUAUACAUUUUUUUGUUGUGGUUGUUGUUAUCAUGCUACACUUGCUAGGCAAGUGCUCUACCACUGAGCUACACCCCUAGCCCUGUACAUCCAUUUUAGAAGAGACACAUGUUAGAUCUGCUGUGGGAAAAAGGCUUUAUCCCUUGACCCAGGACCACCAUGGUUUGUACAAGUUAUUGAGGAAGACCAUGUAGGCUCAGGAGAUAAAAUGCUUAAAUCUCAUUUGGUUACCUAGAGUCCUGGGACACAUAAGUAACUUUCAUCCCGUAGUUGACACCUAUAUUCACCUGGGAAUACAAAUACGAUUGUGGUGUAUCUAAGGACCAGAGGAUUUCUUAUGCCCACAAAACAUUUGGGGGGGGGUGGUCUAACUCUAUAUUAAAGAUAAGAUGGACUAUAUUUAUACAACAGAGACUUUGUAUCAGAUUUUUCAGCUUUGUGAAAUCAAUUUUUUUCUCAUCAGGACUGGUUGGAUUUCCUUUUUAUUCUGUAUUCCAAACAUGUAUAGUUUAUUAGGGGAUGGGUUAUUGGCAUGUCACAUUUGGGGGGGGGAAUAUGCAAUAAAAAUGUACCUUUUGA
Molecule: messenger RNA, 5982 nt
Organism: Chinchilla lanigera (long-tailed chinchilla)
Lineage: Eukaryota; Metazoa; Chordata; Mammalia; Rodentia; Chinchillidae
Gene: Elapor1
Product: KIAA1324 ortholog
Exons: 22
Coding region: 267-3281 (1004 amino acids)
Biological process (GO): autophagosome assembly; positive regulation of vacuole organization
Cellular component (GO): lysosome; trans-Golgi network; late endosome
Source: RefSeq, a predicted model, not a curated record